ACAGGUCAUCAAGGCCCAGAUCUGAUCAGGACCGUCUCUCACCUGGGACCAAGCCUCUGUUUCCCCUCUGGUUUUUUCUGUCUGGAGGAGAAGGGUGUGGGCUCCAGCGUCAUUCCAGGGCUGGGAUCGUGGACUUCCCCAAACUGAGGCAGUCGCAGUGACCUGAGCGAGGGAGGAGAAGACGGCGUCAGCUCUGCGCCUCCAACUUUUUCCUGCACUGUUACUGGACUGUGAAGCCCGGACCGGGAGCCAUGGAGCGGCGCUGCGCACUUUUCACGCUCCUGCUGAACGUGCUGCUCUCGGACGCGUCCCCUUCUUCCUACGACUUGUUCCACGGAGCGGCGCACACUGGAGCGCUGCACAGACACAGAAACAGGAACUGGUGCGCGUAUGUCGUGCACAGGAACGUGAGUUGCGCCGUGCAGGGCAGCAUCGAGAGUUUCCAGGAGCCGGUGGUGGCCCCCUGCCCUCCAUACCAGUCCAGCUGCCAGCAACAAGUCACAUAUACAACCCGAUUCCGGCCAACGUACAAAAUCGCUUUCAAGAAAGUGACAGAGCUGGAGUGGAGAUGCUGCCCAGGCUACGGAGGUCCAGACUGUAAAGACUCAAAGCCUGUUCCAGACCGACCGGUGGUCCACGGAUCGCAGCCAUACAUCCCGGGAUACACGCCCAGACACACCCAGAGACCGGAGCGAAGAGAGACGGGCCACCACGAGAGCAGGCAUGAGGGGGCUGAUAAAGUCCGUCUCCUGGAAGGGGAAGUCCGGCGUUUAUCUCAGACGGUGUUGGAUCUACAGUCCGAUUUGACCAGACUAACAUCCGCCCUCCGGACGGACCUGCAGGAAGACACGAGGAAGAUGUUAGUCACCCUUUUCAACAACAUGCAACCUCCGGACAACGCUGUGGGGGGGGGCACUGGGGACAGUCCUGCGGUUCUGGACGGGCACCAGGCAGCCAGAAGCGGGAUCGCUGGAGACAAGACGGUGGAAAAGAUCGUCGCACGGCUGGAUGAGAUCAACAACGUGCUGAAAGACAAGGAGGAAGCCAUGGAGGACCUGAGAGGAACGAUGAGCAGUCACGAGGGACAGAUCCGUGUCCUGAUGGAGGCGUCGCAGUCUCAGAACCCGGCCAUCCUCGACAUCGACGUGAUCAACAGUUACAUCGAUGGGAAGUUCGAGAAGCUCAAGAAGGAGUUGGACCAGAACGUGAACGAGCAGAUGGCCAAAAUACAGGGCUCCUGCACCGACAAGCUCCAGAGCCUGCAGAAGAAGUGCGAGGACAGUCGCGAUCAAGGUUUGGUCAGCCUCACCAAACUGGUGGACAACAAGGAGGCGGACCUCAGGCAGGAGAUCCAGGCGCUGCGUCUGGACAUGGCUGCUUCAGACGGGCCCGUCCGCACUCAGAGGCAGACCGACCCCACACAGACGAAGGAGGACGGCGACCACACCGACCUGUGGCGCGAGAUCGACCGCAUCGCCGAGGCCCACCGCAUCCUCAACGUGCGCAUCGACAACGAGUUGGCGCAUCUGUCAUCCCCCCAGGUGGACAGAGACUUCACUCUGCUGAUCGAAGAGUUGGACGCGCGGAUGAACGUCACCGAGCAGAACGCCGAGACGCACUGCUUCUAUGUGGAGGAGAAACUGAGCCGCAGCAUUGACGACGAAGUGGCUAAACUUCGGAUGCUCCUGGGCGAACGUCUGGACGCCGUGGAGGACCAGUUCACCAACAUGCUGGUGGAAAUAAGCAACAACUCCCUACCAGGAGCGCUAGGGGGCACAGUGGAUGCCAUUCAAGCGGAUGUCAACAACAACAAGCUCCUCCUGCAAGGUUUGGACGAUAAAGUCAACACCGUUGGCGAGUUGUGCUCGGCGGGAUGUUCCACCUCAGCGGGCGAAGGAGGCUCUGCGCUGGGAUCGAGGGGUCUGGAAAACAUCUGGAGGGAUUUGAGUCAGCACAGGAAUGAGCUGGUGGAUCUGCACAAGGACGUCAGCGCCAACUCAGACAAGCUGAAGAAACUUGAGGACCGAGUGGAGCAGCAGGCAGCUGUUGGUGUGCGACUCUCUGGGAAGAUGGACGACUUCCAGAACGGCCUCGCUGACCUCCGGGCUAGUGUUCCCGGAGAACAACCAAGGAAUCCUGCGCCGGUCCUCACAGUGUCAGGCGGCAUCACCAGCCCUCAAGUGGAGGAGUUGAAGAAGCAAGUCGACGCUCUCAGCGCACGGAUGUUGUCAGAACUGCAUCAGUGCGAGCAAAAGAGUCGCGGCGCCUCUGACAGCGUCGCGGCGCUCGACGGACGCGUCGCCAGACUUGAAAAGGUGUGCGGGAGGUUGGAUGAGGUCUCCGCUAACGUUCAGAAGCUGAAAGACAACCUGGAGAAGAACGUGGGCGGGCUCCAGGUCUGCGUGGACAAGAUGAACGUCACCUGCGGGAACCACAGCGCUGACAUCAUGGCCCUGCAGAACUACGUGCAGCAGCUGCAGGCUGUGGUGUCUGCGCUCGCCAAACAGGCGUCAAAAGACGGAUCGUCCGCAGAGCCAGGACUGACCCAGAGACCGGACCGUCCCGCUUCAACGCCAAACUGGGCGAGACCAAUCCACAUCCCCGUGAUCAUUCCCCCUCCAGCGUCCCAACCCAGACAGCCCCCUAGUGGCAGUCAGCCAGCGCCGCCCAUCACCCACACCAUCAAGAUCACCCCGCCCAAACUGGGCGAAAGCUCCCAGCAGCCGCCCCAGAACGGCCCGCCUCUGGUCCCGCUGAGGCCGGUGGUGGAGACCGGGGAGGCGGGACCACCCGGCUUCAUACGCAGGGUAACGGUGAGGCGAGGGUCCGAGGACUCGUCCAGCAUGCCGGUGCAAGGCUUCGCCGGAGCGCCAGGUUAUCCUCCAGCGCAGCCGGUCGCCUACAGGCCUCGACCAACACGCCACCAAGAAGCAGUUGCAGCUAAAGUGCCUUGGAACCUUCAGGCGCCGAUGGUGACCCCAGUUUCAGUGGACGACAGCGCCUUUGCAGACCCGUUCUCCUUCUCGGCCGGACACACGCUACACCGCAUCUACGGAGACUUGGGCGUGAUUCGCUUCAACAGGGUUCUGGUCAACGACGGCGGACACUACAGCCCCCACACUGGUCUCUUCACUGUACCUCUGGACGGACGGUACCUGAUCUCAGGUGUGCUCACGGCGAAACCAGGUGACCGCGUGGAAGCCGUUCUGUCAGUGUCCAACCGCAGCGUCCAGCGGCUACAGAGCUCAGCGAGGUCCCCUGCUGGUCGGCCCGGCUGCGGCUGCGGAGGUUCUGUAUCCUUCAGUCUCAUCCUGCCGCUGAGGAAGGGCGAGCGGGUGGGCUUGCUGAGGACGGGCGGGCAGCUGGCCACCAGCGACGCCCUGGAGAUCGUCUCCACCUUCAGCGCCCUCUUCCUGUACGCCCCGCAGGCCAGGAGCUAGCCGCCGCCGCCACAGAGACUAGUGCGUUUCCACCCGACAAAGACUCACAAGAAUGUGGAGGAGACUUGAGUUUUCACCAAAAAAUGUGACGCCGAGCUGAUGCCGCUCGGUUACGCCGAAUCGUUGAAGUGGAUUCAGAAGUCCCUUUUUGUUGAUAAUAUAUUUGAUAAUCACCUUUUGUAUCUAUUGUAAAUGCAUUAAAGUGUCUAUAAAUUUAGAAGUGAUUUUUGAUCACCUCUAAU
Messenger RNA from Synchiropus splendidus (mandarinfish), 3682 nucleotides. RefSeq names its product elastin microfibril interfacer 2a (gene emilin2a). The transcript is spliced from 9 exons. Bases 252 to 3440 code for a protein of 1062 amino acids. Gene Ontology annotation, molecular function: protein binding. The record is from RefSeq and is a predicted model, not a curated record. NCBI's taxonomy places the organism in Eukaryota, Metazoa, Chordata, Actinopteri, Syngnathiformes, Callionymidae.